Trematomus bernacchii (emerald rockcod) is the source of this 5135-nucleotide messenger RNA. Its product is annotated as rab GTPase-activating protein 1. NCBI's taxonomy places the organism in Eukaryota, Metazoa, Chordata, Actinopteri, Perciformes, Nototheniidae. Bases 175 to 3444 code for a protein of 1089 amino acids. The record is from RefSeq and is a predicted model, not a curated record. The transcript has 27 exons.
CUCGGCUGGAUGCUGUUGGCUGCUGAUGUUAUUGGGAGAGUGCAAUGUUGUGCCCACCGCCGUUGGAAUAAAUAAAACCGUGGGAAUAAAGGUGAUUUUGCUCAUCAUCUCCCACCGCUUUCUCCUCCCGUCUUCCAUUCAUGAGCAGCGUGGCUGAGUUUAACAGCGGCAGCCAUGGAUGACAAGGGCUCGGUGGGGAAGAUUAGCGUGUCCUCGGACUCAGUGUCCACCCUCAACAGUGAGGACUUUGUCCUUGUGUCCCGGCUGGGGGACGAGACACCCUCCUCCACUAAUAAUGGUAGUGAUGACGAAAAGACAGGACUGAAGGUGAUUUCUGAGGAAGGGGUCAGCUUUAAGAUUGUGGGGAAUGGGAGUGAGCAGCAGCUCCAGAGAGAAUUAGAGGAUGUCCUCAUGGACCCCUCGGUAGCCGACACUGGACUCAGGUCAGAAGCAGGAAUGGAGACCCUCGGAGGAGAGGGCGACCGUGGCUCUGUUGCCACGACAGCGUCACCCGUAGCACCGGGCUCUGACCCUCUGAGCGCUCCCCCACCCAAGCUGGAGAUGGUGCUUCCUGUUCAGACGGCACAGGAGAGCGAGUUGAACGAGAGGUCGUACCGAGCAGAUGAAUCCUCAUCAGAGGGCAGUCCUAGCAGUCCCAUCCCAGAUGAAGACAGCGUUGUGUUCAGCCAGCUGACAUAUCUGGGCUGUGCCUCGGUCAACGCCCCCCGCAGUGAGUUGGAGGCCCUCCGUAUGAUGAGUAUCCUCAGAGGGCAGUGCCAACUCCCCCUGGACGUCACACUGUCUGUGCCAGGCGUGUCUGAAGGCACUGUCAGGUUGCUGGACCCCAACACCAGUACAGAGAUCGCCAACUACCCGAUAUACAAGAUUCUGUUCUGUGUGCGCGGCCAUGAUGGCACACCAGAGAGCGACUGCUUUGCCUUCACUGAGAGCCACUUCAACGCCGAGAUCUUCAGGAUCCACGUGUUCCGCUGCCAAAUCCAUGAAGCGGUGAGCAGGAUAUUGUACAGUUUUGCCACGGCGUUUCGGCGCUCAGCGAAGAAGGCGGUUCUUUCCUCUCAGCAGCCGGCGCCGCUCACGCCUGACAGCGACUUGUUUACCUUCACCGUCAGCCAGGAAAUCAGAGAGGAUGAUGGCAAGGGUACUUUCAGUGCUGUAGCAAAGGACAAGGACAAGCAGAGCUUCAAGCUGCGUGCAGGAAUGGACAAGAAAAUUGUCAUUUAUGUCCAACAAACCUGCAAUAAGGAACUGGCCAUUGAAAGGUGUUUCGGUCUCCUGCUCAGCCCUGGGAAAAAUGUGAAGAACAGCGACAUGCACCUGCUAGAUCUGGAGUCGAUGGGAAAGAGUUCCGACGGGAAGUCUUACAUCAUCACAGGAAGUUGGAACCCCAACACGCCUCAGUUCCAGCCUGUGAAUGAGGAAACGCCCAAAGACAAAUUCAUGUACAUGACGACAGCAGUGGACCUGGUGAUCACAGAGGUGGAGGAGCCGGUGCGCUUCCUGCUGGAGACGAGGGUCAGAGUCUGCUCCCCAAAUGACCGGCUGUUCUGGCCCUUCAGCAAGCGUAACUACACUGAGACCUUCUACCUUAAACUACGACAGAUGGAGCGUAAGGAGCGUAAGAGUCCUGCCUCUGACACACUUUAUGAGGUGGUGAGUUUGGAGAGCGAGACAGAAAGGGAGAGACGGAAGACCACGGCGAGUCCCGACAUCAUGCCCACAGGUACCACGGUCCCUUCUCCACCUGAGGAUGAUGAAGAGGAAGAUAAUGAUGAGCCGUUACUCAGCGGCUCAGGUGACGUCUCCAAGGAGUGUGCAGAGAAAAUACUGGAGACCUGGGGGGACUUGUUAACAAAGUGGCAUUUGAACUUAUCAGUGCGUCCCAGGCAGCUGCCAGCUUUGGUGCGGAGCGGCAUCCCUGAGGCGCUCCGUGGGGAGGUGUGGCAGCUCCUGGCAGGCUGCCAUAAUAAUGACCACCAGGUUGAAGAGUACCGCACUCUCAUCACAAAGGAGUCCCCCCAGGACAGUGCCAUCACCAGGGACAUCAACAGGACAUUCCCAGCUCACGACUACUUCAAAGACACUGGAGGAGAUGGACAAGACUCCCUCUACAAGAUCUGCAAGGCUUACUCUGUGUACGAUGAGGAGAUCGGCUACUGCCAGGGACAGUCCUUCCUGGCUGCUGUGCUGCUGCUGCACAUGCCAGAGGAGCAAGCGUUCAGUGUGCUGGUCAAGAUCAUGUUUGACUACGGGCUCAGGGACCUUUUCAAACAGAACUUUGAAGAUCUGCAUUGCAAGUUCUUCCAGCUUGAGAGACUCAUGCAGGAAUAUUUACCAGACCUAUACAACCACUUCCUGAAUGUGGGUCUGGAGGCUCACAUGUACGCCUCUCAGUGGUUCCUCACCCUCUUCACAGCCAAGUUCCCUCUUUACAUGGUUUUCCAUAUCAUCGACCUGCUACUGUGUGAGGGCAUCAGUGUGAUCUUCAAUGUAGCCUUGGCACUUCUGAAGACAUCUAAAGACGAUCUGAUCCAAACAGACUUCGAGGGUGCACUCAAAUUCUUUCGUGUCCCAGUUCCGAAGAGAUAUCGCUCUGAGGAAAACGCGAAGAAGCUGAUGGAGCUGGCCUGUGGCAUGAAGAUCAGCCAGAAAAAGCUGAAGAAGUUUGAGAAGGAGUACCACACCUUGAGGGAGCAGCAGGAGCAGCAGGAGGCCCCCAUUGAGAGAUACGAGCGGGAGAACCGUCGUCUGCAAGAGGCUAACAUGCGUCUGGAGCAGGAGAAUGACGACUUGGCACACGAACUAGUCAGCAGCAAGAUAGCCCUGCGGAAAGACCUCGACAACGCUGAGGAGAAGGCAGACGCACUGAAUAAAGAGUUGCUGCUGACCAAACAGAAACUGGUGGACUCUGAGGACGAGAAGAGGCGACUGGAGGAGGAAUCUGCCCAGCUGAAGGAGAUGUGCAGGCGAGAGCUCGAUAAGUCUGAAUCGGAGAUAAAGAAGAACGGCUCCAUCAUUGGAGAAUAUAAGCAGAUCUGCUCCCAGCUGAGUGAACGACUGGAGAAACAACAGACGGCCAACCGAGGGGAGCUGGAGAAAAUCAGGUUCAAAGUGGAAGGCUGUGAGAAGUGCAGUAGUCUUUUCAACAAAGAAGGCCGUGUGCGGACUGUGAACACAGCGUCUGCGGGGGGGUCUGAGGAGCAAGAUGAGGAGAAGGAGGGUCUGAAGAUCCAGCUGCGAGAGAUGGAGCUGGAGCUGGCCCAGACCAAGCUGCAGUUGGUGGAGGCUGAGUGCAAACUCCAGGACCUGGAGCACCACCUGGGUCUGGCCCUGAACGAGGUGCAGGCCGCCAAGAAGACCUGGUUCAACCGAACGCUCAGCUCCAUCAAGACCGUCACGGGGAGCCAGGGCAAGGAGACCGCCUAACCUGAUAACCCCCUCCCCAGUUUUACCCAGACCAUGUGUGGAGCUCCCCACACUGAAACCUGCGGGCACAUAACUUAACCCACCGACUUUAACUUGAACAUUGACCGUUAAAUCCAAGGACGUCCAUUACUACGGACUGUGUUUCUUGUUCCUCUUAUUAAGAAUGUCGUCAUGCAUAAUCCCCAUCCAUUAUCCCCCCCCCUCCACCCCAGAUGACUACAGCCAAAUGUGCUGCUGAGAAGGGGCAGAAACUUUCCCCAGAGACACCAUGUGCUUCCACCGGUCACAGAAAAAAAGCUUCAUUUAUUUCUGUCUUUGUACUGCUGAUGAUAAAGACCCGCAGAAGAAAGGCAGGACAUCUAAAGAGUUACUGUCCUGACGGGAUAGAGAAGAAAACACUCCGUCCUUCCUCACUCUUCUGCACGCUCCCCUCUAAACUACUGGCACAACCAGGCCCUGUCAAAUGUUCCUUUUAGGUACGAGAGCUAAUAGACGCCUUUUCAAAACUGAGCUUUUUUCUAAUUUACGUUGAAAAUCACCUUUUUGUUUUCUAUGUAUGUACAUGAAUGUGCUUAUGUAAUGAGCAUAUGUGUGUAUGUGUAAGCACGCAUGUUUUGUGUUGACUAUGGGGUGGAUGUGAGACUGAAAAUAUGUGUUUGAAUGCAUAAAUAAUAGACUGAAGUAACGUUAAAGUGUGUAUAAGAGGAAGAGGGAGACAAUGUGUGGAAAGGGAAAGAAAAAAGCACUAAGGUUAUGAGUGUGUGUGUGCAUGCAUGUAAGGGGAACGAGUGUUUCCCUGGUUGUCUAGUUUCCUUUAUUGUUUAAAUGUGCAUAUGAAUGAUGCUGAAGAAAGGUUCGCUGACAAAGCCUUGAUCAGAAGGUUGAUAACAUUGAAACUAGUGGAUGUGUGUGAAUAUAUAAAUUACAGUCAAUUUUCCUCACAUCAAAUAUCUGACAUUUAACAUGCUUGAGGUUUGUUUGGUUUGGAUGUCCCAGCACAAAGAAACUAAAAAAAGCUCCAAACCGUGCAAACCUUCUCAUGUAGUAUACAGUUUGUGUAUUUAUGUUACAACACUGUUAAAGUGGUGCAAUGCUUUUUCAAACCCUAAACAUCACUUUGUGGACGUCAAAAUAGAAAGGCCACGCACAGGACGUUGCGAUUCCUGCUGCACUUGAACACACCUUCAACCCCCCCUGCUGUCAGGCCCAGCUGCUCUGUGACCUUCGACCUCUGAACUUGACAGGCAGGGUCAUGUGUGGUACUUCAUCGAGCAGGACGGUUUUGUUUUUCACACUUCAGUCGGAUAUUUGGGUUCUCUUUCACCACUACACACACUGAAUUACACUGUUGGUUUUAUAUAUUGGCAGAUACAGAACAAACACACAGUGGAUGAUUUAUGUGGGACACCUGCUUCUAUUUCCGUCAAACAUGAGGACAAUUUCUAAUUGUUUGGUCACUUUCUAGCAAAGAAUAGUAUGAUGUUGGAUCGAAAAGAUGUAAUGACUAUUAUAGUGUGAAGAUCAGCAACACUUUAACAGGAGGGCCAUAUGACAGAUACGUACAGCAGUGUAAGCAUGAUUAAUGGUUGAAAAAUGCUAAAUGGUGCAACAAAUGCUAGUUUCUUUUGUCCCAUGCUGAUGGUAGAAAGCAAAGAAAGUAAUUAAAAGCUUGUUUCCUGUGUUGAGUCAAA